Molecule: messenger RNA, 1935 nt
Organism: Oreochromis niloticus (Nile tilapia)
Lineage: Eukaryota; Metazoa; Chordata; Actinopteri; Cichliformes; Cichlidae
Product: tripartite motif-containing protein 47-like
Exons: 1
Coding region: 1-1935 (644 amino acids)
Molecular function (GO): zinc ion binding
Source: RefSeq, a predicted model, not a curated record
AUGGCACGGAAAGGAGUUCAGCUGGACCAAGAAACCUUCUCUUGUUCGAUCUGUUUGGCUCUACUGAAGGAGCCAGUGACUAUUCCCUGUGGACACAGCUACUGCAUGAACUGUAUUAAAAGUUUCUGGAAUGAAGAGGAAGAGAAAAAAAUCUACAGCUGCCCUCAGUGCAGACAAAUUUUCACACCGAGGCCUGUCCUGGUGAAAAACACCAUGUUAGCAGUUUUAGUGGAGCAGCUGAAGAAGACUGGACUCCAAGCUGCUCCUGCUGAUCACUGCUAUGCUGGACCUGAAGAUGUGGCCUGUGAUUUCUGCACUGGUAUGAAGCUAAAAGCUGUGAAAUCUUGUUUGAUGUGUUUGGUUUCUUACUGUGAGAAACACCUUCAGCCUCAUUAUGAUUUGGCUCCAUUAAAGAAACACAAGCUGGUGGAGCCCUCCAAGAAGCUCCAGGAGAACAUCUGCUCUCGUCAUGAUGAGAUGAUGAAGAUGUUCUGCCGUACUGAUCAGCAGAGUAUCUGUUAUCUCUGCUCUGUGGAUGAACAUAAAGGCCACGACACAGUCUCAGCUGCAGCAGAAAGGACUGAGAGGCAGAGAGAGCUGGAGGUGAGUCGACAAAACAUCCAGCAGAGAAUCCAGGACAGAGAGAAAGAUGUGAAUCUGCUUCAACAGGAGGUGGAGGCCAUCAAUCAGUCUGCUGAUCAAACAGUGGAGCACAGUGAGAAGAUCUUCACUGAGCUGAUCCAUCUCAUCCAGAAAAGAAGCUCUGAUGUGAAGCAGCAGAUCAGAUCCCAGCAGGAAACUGAAGUGAGUCGAGUCAAAGAGCUUGAGGAGAAGCUGGAGCAGGAGAUCACUGAGCUGAAGAGGAAAGAUGCUGAGCUGAAGCAGCUCUCACACACAGAGGAUCACAUCCAGUUUCUACACAACUACCCCUCACUGUCAGCACUCAGUGAGUCUACAGACUCAUCCAGCAUCAAUAUCCGUCCUCUGAGCUACUUUGAGGAUGUGACAGCAGCUGUGUCAGAGGUCAGAGAUAAACUACAGGACAUUCUGAGAGAGGAAUGGACAAACAUCUCACUGACAGUCACUGAAGUGGAUGUUUUACUACCUAAUCAGGAGGGAUGCCUCAUGGGUGCAUUACACCUCCCCCGUGUAGUGCCUCCCCGUGUAGUGCCUCCCCGUGUAGUGCCUCCCCGUGUAGUGCCUUCCCCUGUAGUGUCUCUCCCUGUAGUGUCUCUCCGUGUAGUGCCUUCCCCUGUAGUGCCUCCCCGUGUAGUGCCUUCCCCUGUAGUGCCUUCCCCUGUAGUGUCUCUCCCUGUAGUGUCUCUCCCUGUAGUGCCUCCCCCUGUAGUGCCUCCCUCUGUAGUGCGUCCCCGUGCAAUGCCUUCCUUCGUGCCUCCCCGUGUAGUGCCUUCCCGUGUAGUGUCUCUCCCUGUAGUGCCUCCCCCUGUAGUGCCUCCCUCUGUAGUGCGUCCCCGUGCAAUGCCUUCCUUUGUGCCUUCCCCUGUAGUGUCUCUCCCUGUAGUGUCUCCCCAUGUAGUGCCUUCCCCUGUAGUGCCUUCCCCUGUAGUGCCUCCCCCUGUAGUGCCUCCCCCUGUAGUGCCUCCCUCUGUAGUGCGUCCCCGUGCAAUGCCUUCCUUUGUGCCUCCCCGUGUAGUGCCUUCCCCUGUAGCGUCUCUCCCUGUAGUGUCUCCCCGUGUAGUGCCUUCCCCUGUAGUGCCUCCCCCUGUAGUGCCUCCCUCUGUAGUGCGUCCCCUUGCAAUGCCUUCCUUUGUGCCUCCCCCUGUAGUGCCUCCCCCUGUAGUGCCUCCCUCUGUAGUGCCUCCCCUUGCAAUGCCUUCCUUUGUGCCUCCCCGUGUAGUGCCUCCCCCUGUAGUGCGUCCCCUUGCAAUGCCCUCCUUUGUGCCUUCACCAGAGUAUGAAUGUGAGAGUGAAUGA